CAUCCCUCCCACCCCACGACGCUCCCAUUCUUCUCCCUGCCGUUUCCUCUCUCAAACCUCACCGCACGACCUCCCCUCGCGCCGUCUCCUCUCUCUCUCUCUCCUUCGUCCUCUGCCUCGGCCGGGAAGGCAACGGGGGGCAGAAGGCGAGGCGAGCUAACCUCCCUCCUCCACUCAUUCCGUUCCUCGCAGUCUGCCGACCCACCAGAGCCGGUGCCAUGGGGUCCCCGCUGCCGCCGCCGCCGCCGCUGCUGCUGCUGCUGCGCUGGCUGCCCCUGGCUGCCCUCCUGGCGGUGUCUCAGCUGCCCCGGGUGCGGUGCCUCUCGCGGGGAGAGCUGCUGUCCCACGGCUCGGCCACGGGUGACGAGGUGCUGCCCGGGGGAGAUGACAUCACCUCGUGGCCCGUCAACCUCGCCGUGCCCAUCCCCUUCUUUGAGACGACCGUCGAAGCAUUCCGGGUGAGCGUGAACGGCUUCGUGACCCCGCACGACGUGCCGGAGGAGGGCUCCUACGUGGACGGGCCGCUGCCCACGAAGUUCGGGGUCAUCGCCCCCUUCCUCGCCGACCUCGAGACCGAAGAGCUGAACGGGGGGCCGCCAGGCCACGCCGGGGGGAACGUCUUCUUCCGCGCGCUGGACGGGAGGAGCCGAGGAGAUGACGACGACGACGCCGGUGCCGGCCGCGCCGUCCUCGAUGCCGCGGCCGCCCACGUCCGCCGGGCGUUUCCGGCGGCCGGAAAUUUCGCUCCGAUCGCCGGAUUCCUGGCCACGUGGGACCGGGUAGCGGUGCACGCCAACCCCGGGCAGGUGAACACCUUCCAAGCGGCGAUCGUGUCUGACAAGGAGGACACGUACGCCGUGUUCCUCUACCCCGAGGGGGGGCUCAGUGUGUCGGGCACCGCGCCAAAGGAAGCCCGCGGGGACCGCUCCGAGGUGCCGGCCCGCGUGGGCUUCAGCAGGGGACCCAAGGUCGUCUUCAUCUUCAGCACCGAGGGCCCCUCCUACCACGUGACCCACGGCGGAGUGCCCGCCACCUCCAUGCCCCGGCGCAGCAACUCGGGCCGGCGCGGCGUGUGGGCCUUCCACAUCGGCAGCUCGCGCUCGGCCUUCUCCGGCGUGGAGGCGGCCGAGGUGGACGCGGAACCGCCGACCCCGGGGGCCUUCGACCUGAGCUACGAUGACGACGACGACGACGAGGAGGAGGAAGAGGAGGAGGAGUACAACACCGAGGAGCCUGAGUACGGCGACGGGGCCGAGGAGCGGCCCCGACGGCCCGGCCCGAACUACGACGGGCGGCCCGGAGGCGCCGACCACCACCGGGAGGGCGAGCCCGGACCGGAUUUCGGCCACCCUCAGCAGCCGGAACCGGAGCAAUUCACCCCUCAGCAGCCGCUACCGGAUAACUAUCACCCCCAUCAUCCAGAUUACCGGCACCCACAGCAGCCAGAACCGGAACAAUUCACACCGCAGGAACCGGAGCCGGAUAAUUAUCACCCCCAUCAUCCAGAUUACCGGCACCCACAGCAGCCAGAACCGGAGCAAUUCACACCGCAGGAGCCGCUACCGGAUAACUAUCACCCCCAUCAUCCAGAUUACCGGCACCCACAGCAGCCAGAACCGGAGCAAUUCACACCGCAGGAGCCGGAGCCGGAUAACUAUCACCCCCAUCAUCCUGAUUACCGGCACCCACAGCAGCCAGAACCGGAGCAAUUCACACCGCAGGAGCCGGAGCCGGAUAACUUUCACCCCCAUCAUCCGGAUUACCGGCACCCACAGCAGCCGGAACCAGACCACGCACACCCACGCCAACCCGAACCGGGCCAAUUUACCCCACAGCAGCCGGAACCGGGCAGCUACCACCCGCGGCAACCGGAUUACCAGCACCCGCAUCAUCCGGAAUCGGCUCACCGCACCCCCCAGCCGCCGGACCAGGAGCGCUACCAUUAUCCACAGCAGCCGGAACCGGAUUACCGGCAACCGCAGCCCCGGCCGCAAGAGGAUCUGCACGUCCACCAUCAGCGUCCACAGGAGCCGGAGCUUGGGAGUCGCUUCCAGGAGGUGCCCCCUCCUCCCCCGCGCCACGAGGACGCGGGCCGCGCGGUGCUGCACGUGGACGAGCCCGAGCCUGGCCUCGGCACCAACGUGUUUGUGUACGGGCCGGAGCGGGGGGCCGAGCGGUGCGACGUGGGCGGGGGGCCCCGCUGCUCCCCGCACGCCGCGUGCCGCGACCACGCGACGGGGCCGUGCUGCCACUGUGGCACGGGGUACUACGGGGACGGCAAGCUGUGCCUGCCCGAAGGCGCACCGCAGCGCGUAAACGGCAAGGUGAGCGGACGGCUGGUGGUGGUGGGCGACUCCUCCGCGGCCUCCUCGUCCGAGACAGUGGAGCUGAGCGGCUCGGACCUGCACUCGUACGUGGUGGUGAACGACGGGCGAGCGUACGCCGCCGUCAGCCAGGUCCCUGUCGAGCUGGGCUGGUCCAUGCUGCCGCUCUACAGCCUCGGCACGGCCGUGGGGUGGAUGCUGGCUCUCGAGCAGCCGGGCUUCCAGAACGGCUUCAGCAUCACAGGCGGGCGCUUCGUACGAACCUCGGAGGUGACCUUCCUGCCGGGACGCGAGAGAGUGGUCGUGACGCAGCGCCUCGACGGCAUGGACGAGCACGGCCACCUCGUGAUCGACACGCGCCUCUCGGGCAGCCUGCCCCGCCUGCCGCCCGACUCCAAGGUGUCGGUGGAGCCCUACGAGGAGCUCUACCAGUACACGCGCAACGUGGUGACGUCGACGUCGUUGCGGGAGUACGUCGUGGACUACGGCAGCGGCCGCACCGAGACGUUCAGGCAGACGUGGAAGCAGAACAUCACCUACCAGAGUUGCCCGCACGAUGACGGGGAGGGCGGUGUCCAGGUGCCACACACGCAGAGGCUGAGCGUCGGGCGAAUCUUCACUCUGUACGACGCCAGCGGCCUCAUCCUGCGCUACGCCACCACCAACAAGAUCGGCUCCAUCACCGACGAGGCGGACCAAAGCGCCUGCUACGACGGCACUCACGACUGCGACAACAACGCGCAGUGCCGGCCGGGUCGGGGCGCCGACUUCACCUGCGAAUGCGCCGCGGGCUUCACGGGAGACGGCCGCGUUUGCUACGACCAGGACGAGUGCGCGGAGUACCCGGGCGGCCGCUGCGGUCCCCACGCUCGCUGCGUCAACCUCCCCGGCACCUUCCGCUGCGAGUGUGACGAGGGUCACGUGUUCUCGGACGACGGCCGCUCCUGCGUCCCGAGCCACCGGGCUGUGAACCCGUGCGACGAUGGGAGCCACAACUGCGACUACGCGGACCGCUCGCGCUGCGUCGCCACGGGGCCCGCAGCCUUCCGCUGCGAAUGCCUCGCUGGAUACACGGGCAACGGCCGGGUGUGCACCGACGUGGACGAGUGCUCCGCGAGCCGCUGCCACUCCCACGGCGUCUGCCACAACUCCCCCGGCUCCUUCUCGUGCCGCUGCAACCCGGGCUACGAGGGCGACGGUUUCCAGUGCAGCCCCGUGCAGAACGGCGGAGGCGGUGGGAAGUCGACGUGCGAGCGGUGGCGGGACAGCCUCGUGGGCUCCUCGGGGGGCGCCGCUCUGCUCCCCCGCGGGCCCCGCCCCGUGGGGCACUACGUGCCGCAGUGCGGCGCCGAUGGAACCUUCCUCCCCGUGCAGUGCCACCACGGCACGGGCUACUGCUGGUGCGUGGACGCCGAGGGCCAGGAGCAGGCGGGCACGCGCACGCCGCCCGGCACCGAGCCCCCCUGUCUCCCGACGGCCGCCCCCCCCGUGGUGCGCCCGACGCACCGCCCGGACGUCGUGCCGCCCCCUCCCGGCACGUCGCUGGUCUUCGCGCAGGGGCAGCUGCUGAGCAGCGUGCCGCUCGACGGCACGGCGCUGCGCAAGGAGCAGGCGCGCGCCGUGCUCGUGCUGCACGGCACGAUCGUGGUAGGCGUCGCGCACGACUGCGUGGAGAACAAGGUCUACUGGACGGACAUCGCCACCCGCACCAUCAGCCGCGCCAGCCUGCACGGCGGGGAGCCCGAGGUCAUCGUCCGCACCGAUCUGCGGAGCCCCGAGGGUCUGGCCAUCGACCACCUGGGCCGCAACGUCUUCUGGACGGACUCGGGCUCCGACCGCAUCGAGGUGGCGCGCCUCGACGGCUCCCACCGCCGCGUGCUCUUCGACACGGGGCUCGUGAACCCCCGGGCCAUCGUCGCCGACCCCAGCGGAGGGCUGCUGUACUGGACAGACUGGAAUCGCGAGUCCCCCAGGAUCGAGACGGCCAACAUGGAUGGCACUGGUCGCCGGGUGCUCGUCGGAGACGACCUCGGACUGCCCAACGGACUCACCUUUGACCCCUACUCGCACCAGCUGUGCUGGGCCGAUGCCGGCACCCGUCGUCUUGAGUGCAUGCACCGGGGCCAGGGCCCACGGCGCCGCUUCCUCGAGGGGCUCCAGUACCCGUUCGGCAUCGCCGCCUACGCCGACCACCUCUACUACACCGACUGGCGCCGUGACGCGGUGGUCGCGGCGUCGCUGGGGCAGCAGACGGACGAGCACACGCCCACACAGCGCUCCCACCCCUACGGCAUCGCCACCGUCUACCCGCAGUGCCCCCCAGGUCAGAACCACUGCUCGGGGAACAACGGCGGCUGCACGCACUUGUGCCUGGCCACGCCCGGUGGACGCACCUGCCGUUGCCCUGACAACGUCGUUGGCGUCAGCUGUCAGGAGCGCAACUAGGGGCAGCUACCGCUCAUGCCCGCUGACCCCCGCCCUACACCCCGGCACCCCCGACCCCUCUCCUCUCAACUCACCCCCCACCCACCCCAUCAUCACUUGACCCCGACCCCUUAAUUUGACCUCAAAGCCAUGAACCUCUUUAGCACACGAUCCCAUUCCGAGAGCCUCGCCCGCCGUUUUCGUUCAUUUUUUUUCGACCGGGCUUCAUUUUUGGUCAGAAAAGUGUAAAUCGGUGACGUGGGGGGAAACGGGCAGGAGGAGGGCGAGGAGGGCUUCAAGGGACCGUCGACACCCGUGGCGUCCCAAUGCUCCCGGAGACCAAACGGGGAUCACCGCGGUCAAAGAAACGAGCAUCGACGCGGCGCCCACCUCCCGCUUUUCAGCCCAGUGGCAGUGGCGGAAGUGCCACCGAUCUCACGGCGGCUGCUGAGUCUCUUCCCCUAGGGUGGCACAACCGCUGUCCACUUGCUCGCAAGGGGUGGCGCGUACUCUUAUCGACUCUCGGGAAUGACGGACCCGAGGGUGAACGAAACGGGGAAUAAUUCUGCAAAAUGACGGCUUCUAGGCGGGUUCCACGUCAGGACCGCGGACCGCGCGCGUGUGCGUGCGUGUGUGUGCAUGCGUGCGCCCGGCAAUCACCCUGAUUAUAAUCACGAUUAUUAUAAUUGCAAAUAUUAUCGUUGUGUGUCAUCAAUAUUAUUGUAGCCAAGCGGUGGAUGCUAAUCCCGUUUUGGGUUGAAUCUCCAAACCGCCCCACCUCCACCAUCCCCCCCCCCUCUUCUUUUUCAAUUCAUAAACUCCAAGCGCGUUGGCAGAAGAGAGAUGCAGAUAUGAUAGAGAGGUGAGAGAAAUUCACUGGUUUGAAAUGAUAACGAACUCGCUUUCUUAGCACGUGAGUCUGAGCUGAUAUUUUAACGCACCCUAAUAUUAUAAUGUUUUUUUUUUAUCAUGAGCCCCUUUUAGUUUCUUGGGGCAACUGAACCUUGGCUCGGUUUUGUUUUUUUCCGACUCCCAGCGUCCCUCGCCAACUGAUUUACAAUCCGGCCCGAUGUCAGGGAGGGAGGGGUGGGGAAAGUCGCGAGUACAAAACCACGGCCCAUCAGUAUCCUCCGUGGCCAAUAAAAUAAGUACUGUACGGCCUCGCGCAGAAGUCAACGUUGGCCAUCUUCGCCGAGAGACUCAUCCACGCCAUGGGAAUGUGGAAUUGCCCACCACUGUGCCACUGCCCCCCCCCCCCCGUUACGAUCCCGGGGAAGGAAAUUUCGACUGAUUUAUGUUGCUGCUGCUGCAGCGUGACGUCGCGUGUCCAACUCGCGUGGUCGGAUCUGUGAACAUCUUUAAAGUUAAUAAAAAAAAACAAAUGAACGUUACAGACGCGCACAACGUGGACAAAUGCAGCGCUUGGGUGCGGGCGGUUGUUAACCGGCGAGGGCGGAUGCGCGACCGUCGAAUUCUUUACUUUUGUAUUCUCACGAGGACGACGACGACGACGAUGACUACGAUGACGACGAUGGGCCUGUUAUUAUUUAUAUUGUUUAAUGUCACUGUAAGAGACUUGCGCUGAAGUUUAACAA
Molecule: messenger RNA, 6343 nt
Organism: Petromyzon marinus (sea lamprey)
Lineage: Eukaryota; Metazoa; Chordata; Hyperoartia; Petromyzontiformes; Petromyzontidae
Product: nidogen-1-like
Biological process (GO): cell-matrix adhesion; canonical Wnt signaling pathway
Cellular component (GO): plasma membrane
Molecular function (GO): Wnt receptor activity; calcium ion binding; Wnt-protein binding
Source: RefSeq, a predicted model, not a curated record